Molecule: messenger RNA, 678 nt
Organism: Sabethes cyaneus
Lineage: Eukaryota; Metazoa; Arthropoda; Insecta; Diptera; Culicidae
Exons: 1
Coding region: 25-678 (217 amino acids)
Molecular function (GO): N-acetyltransferase activity
Source: RefSeq, a predicted model, not a curated record
AGUCGGUUUGCGUAGUGAUUGAAUAUGUCUACGAAUUGUAUUGAGCUUCGCGUUGCCCGCCCGAAUGAAGAAGAUCUCGUUUUAAAUGUCUUGCGUACUAUCUAUUACCCGGAGGAAUCCAUAACCAUUUCUUAUGUGCACGGAAAACAACCGACUGCCGAUGAUGAACGUUUCUCUCUGUCGUUUGUCGCCCAAGGUAUGGUGGUACUGGCCGAAGACAAGAAUGCUGGAACAAUCGUCGGCAUUUCGAUUGCUGGUCCAAUUGAGCCAGGCGAUCCGGACCGUAUGAUCGAGGAAGCUGCCACAACGGAGACCAAGAAAUGGGCGGAUAUUUUGAAACUGUUGGCACUUUUAGAGCGGACAGCCGACGUUUGUGGACGGUACGGAAUUAAAAAGGCUUAUCAUGUGCACAUUUUAGCGGUAGACCCAGCCUGUAGAGGUCAAUCGUUGGGACUUCGAUUGAUGCAAUUUCAAAUGGAUCUGGCGCGAAAAUUUUGUUUUGAUGCGAUUAGUGCAGAUUUCACUAGUAUUUACUCUGCUAGACUCGCUGACAAGUUGGGGAUGGAAACUAUUAGUCAGCUGUCUUUGGCUGAUUAUCGAGACGAAAAUGGUGAUAAGCUUUUUUGUCCUCAGGAGGCUCAUAAGCUGAUAAAAACAUGUGUUAAAAUUUUGCAUUAG